Myiozetetes cayanensis is the source of this 9289-nucleotide messenger RNA. RefSeq names its product small G protein signaling modulator 1 (gene SGSM1). The record is from RefSeq and is a predicted model, not a curated record. Gene Ontology annotation, biological process: activation of GTPase activity. NCBI's taxonomy places the organism in Eukaryota, Metazoa, Chordata, Aves, Passeriformes, Tyrannidae. Gene Ontology annotation, molecular function: GTPase activator activity.
CCGUCCCGGUGUGCCCGGCAGUCUGCGGGCGCUGCGGAGCCGAGCAGGGCCAUGGCGGCGGCCCCGGCGGAGGCGGAGACCCGGCAGCGGCUGCUGCGCACCGUCAAGAAGGAGGUGAAGCAGAUCAUGGAGGAGGCAGUGACGAGGAAGUUUGUGCACGAGGACAGCAGCCACAUCAUCUCCUUCUGCGCUGCCGUGGAAUCCUGUGUCCUGCACGGCCUGAAGCGGAGGGCAGCCGGGUUCCUGCGCAGCAACAAGAUCGCAGCGCUGUUCAUGAGUGGGAAGAGCUUCCCUCUGGCAGAGGAGCUCUGCAAGAAGGUGCAAGACCUGGAGCAGCUCAUUGAGAACGCGCGAAACCAAGUCCAGGGCAUCCCAGAGAACGUGCGCAAGGUGCCGAAGCUGCCCAACCUGUCUCCUCAGGCCAUCAAGCACCUCUGGAUCCGCACAGCACUCUUCGAAAAGGUCUUGGAUAAAAUCGUGCACUACUUGGUAGAGAACAGCAGUAAGUACUAUGAGAAGGAGGCUCUCCUGAUGGAUCCUGUGGAUGGCCCAAUUCUUGCAUCUUUAUUGGUGGGGCCCUGUGCACUGGAGUACACGAAGAUGAAAACCGCUGACCACUUCUGGACAGACCCCUCGGCGGACGAGCUGGUCCAGCGGCACCGGAUCCACAGCUCCCACUGCCGGCAGGACUCGCCCACCAAGCGCCCGGCACUCUGCAUUCAGAAAAGACAUUCCAGUGGCAGCAUGGAUGACCGGCCCUCCCUGUCUGCCAGGGACUACGUGGAGUCACUGCACCAGAAUUCCCGUGCCACGCUCCUCUACGGCAAGAACAACGUCCUGGUGCAGCCGCGAGAUGACAUGGAGGCAAUCCCGGGAUAUCUGUCCCUUCACCAGACCGCCGACAUCAUGGCACUGAAGUGGACCCCGAACCAGCUGAUGAACAGCUCUGUGGGGGACCUGGACUACGAGAAGAGUGUGUACUGGGACUAUGCCAUGACCAUUCGCCUGGAGGAGAUCGUUUAUCUGCACUGCCACCAGCAAGUAGACAGUGGUGGGACAGUGGUCCUGGUGAGCCAGGACGGGAUCCAGAGGCCACCACUGCGGUUCCCCCGAGGAGGCCACUUGCUGCAGUUCCUGUCCUGCCUGGAGAACGGCCUCCUGCCCCAUGGGCAGCUGGACCCACCCCUCUGGUCACAGCGGGGGAAGGGCAAAGUGUUUCCCAAGCUGAGGAAGCGAAGCCCCCAGGGCUCCUCCGAGUCCGCGUCCGACAAGGAGGAUGACGAAGCCACAGAUUAUGUGUUCAGGAUAAUAUACCCCGGGACGCAGGCUGAGUUUGUGCCCCAGGACCUGAUGGAUGGGCCGGGGGCUGUCCUGCCCCCCAUGUGGCAGCCCAGCACCCGCAAGUCCUCCUGCUCCUCCUGCUCCCAGAGCGGCUCCUCGGACGGGGGCCCUGCCAACGGCUGCAGCCACGAGAGAGCUCCGCUGAAGCUCCUGUGUGACAACAUGAAGUACCAAAUCCUCUCCCGGGCCUUCUAUGGCUGGCUGGCCUAUUGCAGACACCUGUCCACGGUGAGAACCCACCUGUCUGCGCUGGUGAACCACAACAUCGUGUCCUCUGAUGUCCCCUGCAGUGCCAGCUCGGGGCUGACUGUGGACAUCUGGCAGAGAUAUUUGCAGGACAGCACGAGUUACGAGGACCAGGAGUUGCUGCGGCUGAUCUACUAUGGUGGGAUCCAGCACGAGAUCAGGAAGGCUGUCUGGCCCUUCCUGCUGGGCCAUUACCAAUUUGGGAUGACAGAGGCGGAGAGAAAGGAGGCUGACGAGCAGACCCGUGCCUGCUACGAGCACACGAUGGCAGAGUGGCUGGGCUGCGAGGCCAUCGUCCGGCAGCGCGAGAAGGAGUCACACGCGGCUGCACUGGCCAAGUGCUCCUCGGGGGCCAGCCUGGACUCCCACAUCCAGAGGAUGAUGCACAGGGACUCGACCAUCAGCAACGAGUCCUCCCAGAGCUGCAGCUCCGGCCGACAGAACCACGCCCGGCUGCAGAGCGACUCCAGCUCCAGCACCCAGGUGUUUGAAUCUGUGGAUGAAGUGGAACAGACUGAAGUAGAUGCUCAGCUGGAAGAUGGCAAACAAAGCAAGGUCCCCAAUGGGACAGUUCCCAAUGGCACUUGUUCCCCUGACUCUGGCCACCCCUCUUCCCAAAACUUCUCCAUCACAUCAGGGUUCUCAGAGCGCAGCUUCAGCAAUGAGGACAGUGCCCUGGAAACCAACAAAUCCUCAUCCAGCUCCCAGGGAAAGGCUGGUGGGUCCGAUGUGCCAGCCCCAGCAGACACAGAUGGUGUCCAGCAGGAGAAGCUGCAGGGCCAAGACAGCCUGGAAGGUGAAUUUCCCAGCGUUGGAAGUGUGGACUUUGUUCCCGUGGGUGAGGGCCCGGCGGGGGCUCUGUGUGACACCGUGGCCCUGACUGUGGUGGAGAGCUGGGCAGACAGUGAGGCUGAGAAGCAGAGCUUGGUGGAGAGUGAGGACAACCUCUCUGAGGAGCCAGAGAUGGAGAGUCUGUACCCCCAGCUGGAUUCUCUGGCUGUGGCUGUGACUGAUCUGACCAACAGUGAAACAUCUGCUCUCUCCUCCACAGGUGUCACCUACUCUCCAGAGCUGCUGGACAUGUACACAGUGAACCUGCACCGCAUCGAGAAGGACGUGCAGCGCUGUGACCGCAACUACUGGUACUUCACCCCCAACCUGGAGAAGCUCCGCAACGUCAUGUGCAGCUACAUCUGGCAGCACAUUGAGAUUGGCUAUGUGCAGGGGAUGUGUGACCUGCUGGCCCCUCUCCUGGUCAUCCUGGAUGAUGAGGCUCUGGCUUUCAGCUGUUUCACCGAGCUGAUGAAGAGGAUGAAUCAGAACUUCCCCCACGGAGGAGCCAUGGACACCCACUUUGCCAACAUGAGGUCGCUGAUCCAGAUUCUGGACUCUGAGCUCUUUGAGCUGAUGCACCAGAAUGGGGAUUACACUCAUUUCUACUUCUGCUACCGAUGGUUUCUCCUGGACUUCAAGAGAGAGCUGGUGUACGACGACGUGUUCUCCGUCUGGGAGACCAUCUGGGCCGCCGCGCGCGUCUCCUCUGCUCACUACGUGCUCUUCAUAGCCCUGGCCCUGGUGGAGAUGUACCGGGACAUCAUCCUGGAGAACAACAUGGAUUUCACAGACAUCAUCAAGUUUUUCAACGAAAUGGCCGAGCGACACAACACCAAGCAGAUCCUGAAGCUGGCUCGGGACCUUGUCUACAAAGUGCAGACUCUGAUCGAGAACAAAUGAAGGACACGGGGCAGACGAGGCAUCCAAAGAGCCAGGACUCCCCUCCGAUGCUUCCUCCCUUCUCCUCUUUCUCCAAGUGCCACACCUGUGGAACUCAGGCAGUGGGACACGUGCUGCUGGCUGAGCUGGGAGUACCCUCAGCUCCCCAAGUGCUGUGCCAGGGGCUCCAGCUCAGACCUUCUGCAGUGACUCAACCAAAGAUCCAUCCAGGUGUGUGUUACCCAUCGGGAGCAGGACCAGGCAGUCACUUCCUGGCCUUGCUGCAGCAGAAGGGCAGCAGGUUUGUGCCCACCACAAUUGCCCAGGCAUUGCCAGCAUCCCAGGGCAGAGUUUGGGGGCUGGGAGAAGCAGAACUCCACAUCCUUUGUUGCCCAGACAUAAAGCUGCUUCCUUGGGGCCAUUCCUGGCGGUGAGAAGGCAGCCAGUCUGUGAGCCCAGACAGCACAGGGAUGCUGCCAUUCCUCAGCUUCUUACCAACAUGAUGAGGUUCUGCCAGUAACAGGGGGGACUUUGAUCACAGAAAUUCCUCUUUUGAUCUUGUCCCUUGAUGCGUUGCAUCCCCUUCAGUAUUUUAUUUUCUAAGGCUCUGUUUUGUCCCUGGGAUUUUACAUCAGUUCCUACAAUAUCUGAGCACACAAGAGUUUCAUCUCUAGAUGGAUUUUCAGAACAGCUCCAAAUUCAGCACUGGGUUUGUUUGUUGGGGUUUUUUUUUUUCAAAACCCAGCCUCUGUAACCCUUUCUGAAUACUGGGAAAUCUGGUCCUGACCUCCUUUGGGAACUCUUGGCUGGAGGUUUUCUUACCUGCCUUACUUUAGCUGCUUGUGGUAGAAGUCCGGUCUCCCUGUCAUUCCUUUGCAGCCCCUGUGAGGGGAGGGCUCCUCAGAAGGCAAGUCAGAGCUCCUGAUUAUCUUGGCUUUUCCCUCUGAUGGUGCCUGUCUUCUCCUCUGUCCAUUAAGACCAGCUGCUCAAAGCUCGACAGGGCAAACAAUCUCCUUGGUGCCUGUGGGUUUUCUGUGUGCUGCCAAGCCCCCUAAGCCCACAAAAAGUCUCCAGUUAGGUCUUGGUGGGCUUUUCCCACAUGUCUAUGAAGAGAAGAAUAGCCCAAGGUCUCUGAGUGGUCUUUGCUUUGGGAAGAUGCACUUGUGUGGCCACUUUUCCUGCAGUGACUCCAGUGUUGGAGCCUGGAGCCCACUGCAUGAAGUGCCUCUCAGCUGCUGUGUCCUCAGCUCUGCGGAGGGGUCGGAGUCAUUUUUCAACUCAGGUAAAAACAAAACAGGAAAAGGAGAGGUGUGGGUGGUUGGAGGGUCCUGCCCAGAUUGCGGGGUGCUGUGCCAUGGCCACAGGGCAGGCACUGGGUUGGAGCCCUCUUUCUCUAAGGGUACUUUCUCUCAAGUUUUGCUGCAAAAAUUUGUGUUCUCCCCUCUGUGCAAUGUGUGAUGUGUGUGUGCUCUCCUCCACUCCUCUGCAAGGGAAGACCCUGCUCCUGCCUUGCUGCUGGAGUGCUGCCCACGGAAGGGAAAGGGCCUUUCCCUUCUCCCGUGGAACAUCUGUCUGUGCUGUUUUGUGUUGGCUCGUGGCAUGUGUCAGAUGUUGCUUGCAGAAAACAGAUGUCAAUCUGCACAAGAGAAAACUGCUGCUUCAGGGAGGCUCUGUGGAGCGUGGUGAAGUGGUUUGCUGCUUGAGCAAAUCGGGUGGAAAAAUGAGCACUUUCUGUAUGCUGGGACAUGGAUGUCACAGCUGGAAAAGGCAGGGAGAGUAGCACAUCCUGAACCUUUGGGGGAAGAGCCUCUGGCAAGGGGGAGAGCAAGGGGCAGCCCUUUGCUCCUCAUAAUCCCAACAGAUGUGAACAAUGAUUUAGGAAAUUCCUUGCAGGAGUUUCCUGCAGUAAAUCCCCAAAGAGUGCUGUCUGUAGUAGUUCAGGAAACAAAGAGCUUCAUAUCUGCCAGUUCCUCUGUAGAAUCUUCCAUCUUGCCACCAAGCAGAGAAAAAAACUCCUGCCCUCCCUCCAUCCCAGGCUGCUUCUGUUCCCUCAAGGUUCUAGGACAGGUAAAUGCCUGUGUCACCUGUCCAGAGGGGAAGGGAAGUGCUCUGCCCUCCUCUUCCUGAGGGACAGGAACCCACAGGUCUCCUGAAACACAGUCUGACCAAGCAACAGCUCUUACAACUUUCAAGCUUCUUUCCUUGGUUUUUAAACAAAAACAGCCAAGAAAUUCUGCACAAUAUUUGCUGUCUGUAUUAACUGAGAGUGUCUUUGGGCCGCUCAAUAGCAGUGUUUUUUGAAUAAUUUUUUUUGGGGGAAAAAGUAUUUAUUUAUUGGUUGUACCUGACUGUGUGUCCUUGUGUGCUGGCGUGUGAGUGUGUGCUGUCGUGCAAAUGGAGAUAGACAUUUUCAGUGUUCUUUACAAUAUCUUGUACAUGUUUACCAGAGAAUCGUGUCUAUAUAUAAUAUAUAUAUACAGUAUAGAGAGAAAAUAUGUGAAUUAAGUGGGUUAUUUUUUGAGGGAGGGGGUGAGAAAUCUUUUGCUUCUAAGAACUGUGUGGUUUCUAUAGCACCUAUUCCAUGAUGUGCCAGUCUGAUGCUGGGAGAGUUGUGGUGGUGGUGGGGCAACAGGAAGCUCAGAGCAGAACCACCAUCAUGACCUCAGUUUGGCUUCAUCUUAGUUCUGACUUUAUAACUGGAAAAGAAGAAAAAAAAGGAGGAAAAAAGGUCUGGUGCUGAGUGUGCAGGAGAUGCUCCGCUUGAGCUGUGUGGGGUCUUGUGUCUUGCCUGGGGAUUUGCUGGGUUAGAACAGUUGCAGAGCAGGGGUUUGGUGUGCUGUAGAGAAAUUGGAUAGUCCAAAGAGGAGUCUGUCAUUUAAUUUGGGACUAAAAGUGCCUGGCCACCCUGUUUGGGUAGGGAGGGAGUGUCCCUGGCCCAUGCAGAGCACUGGAGCUGACUCCUCACCAGCCCCUGCUGCAGGCAGAGCCCUGUGUGCUGCUCCACCCCAAUCCCUACAAACAUCAGGGAAGCCAUCUGCUCACUAAUAUUCCUGUGAGCACUUGAGUCUGAACCUGGAGGUCCAGCUUUGUGUUCCCAGGAGGUCAGAAUCAGAAUCAAGCUGUGACAAUCCCUGUGCUCUGGCCCCAUCCAUGCCUGGUCCCAGCUCUGCUUUGGGCGUCUUUCCCAAGGCUCAGUGGGGGCAGCUGUGCUGGGCCCUCCAGGGCAGGUUCUUGUGCUUGUGGAGACCCACAGCGAGGCACCCCCAGGUUUGGGGCUCUGAUGGCUAUAUGCUCCUAAAAUGGAAACCAAGGGUUUGUUGUGCAGCUCUUUGGGGGCCUUCUCCGGCCCAGCCUCUCCUGCGUGGCUCUGCCCCCAAGCUAGACCACCCUGAGAUAAAGCCUUGUCCUGGCGUUCCCACAGUGGGAAUCGUGGCCUUGGAAUCCAGCGUGGAUCUCUCCCAGCUGUGCAGCCAUGGAGGAGAAGCCUGCCACCAGGGAAUGUUUGUCCAUAUACAGCAAUCUUGUCUGGCUCCUUGGGGGAGAGGAAUGUCUCACCCCAGCAGCUCUGCGCAGCUGAGCCCCCCCCUGCAAUGGCACUGUGAGCUGGGGACUAUCUUUAGCCUGUUGUUGGUUCUGUGGGACCAGGGACUGGAGCUGCUGUGCCUUAAACUGACAGAGGGCAGGGUUAAAUUGGAUUUUAGGAAGAAAUUCUUCCCAGUGAGGGUGGUGAGGCCCUGGCACAGGUUAUCCAGAGAAGUUGUGGCUGCCCCACCCCUGGAAGUGUCCGAGGCCAGGUUAGACAGGGCUUGGAGCAACCUGGUCUAGUGGAAGGUGUCCCUGCCCACGGCAGGGGGUUGGAAUGAGAUGAGCUGUAAGCUGCUUUCCAACCCAAACCAUUCCAUGCUUUCUGAUGAGACUGCUGCAUUCUUUCCUGGGGCGCAGCAAGGUUUGCAUCCCACUUCUUGCCAGCCCUGUUCUCUGCUCUGGGUCGCUCCAGAGCUGAACCUGAGGAAGGAUGUGCUCCACAGGCUGAGCUGUUCAGCUCCCAUCACACCUCGCUGAGCAUCUGCAGAGCUGUGGGGUUUGGGGUUUAUCUCAUGCUCGAGCUGCUCAGCGCAGAUAAUCUUGGUGUGUUUAAAUCCAGUGAAUGUUUGUGUCCUGGCCUCUCAUCCCCCUGAGGGAGUGACUAAUGGAUUCUCUGCCUGCGUUUGAGCUUUCUGCUGAUGCAACCUUCCAACAAGCUCCUGGUACCCAUCUCUUCUGGUGUUAACUCAUGCAGACCCUUUAGAAAUUGUCUUUGUUCCUAAAACGUGUGAUUUUUCUAGGAGUUUUUCUCUUGCUGUGUUGAGUCUCUGAGUUACUUUGCUGUGAACAUUUUUCGUGAGGACUGAGAGGGUUUUUUGAAUGGCAAAUUCUUGCUGCCUCCCUGCCCUGCUCUCAGCCAGCCCCUGACAUGGUGAACAUCCCUUAGCUUAUCCAAAUGCACCUUGUAGUGCAACUGGAGCCAGCAGUGGAACUGCAGGUGUCAACCAUUGUCUUAUUUUUCACUCUAUUUGGGAUUUUCCCCCAGUACCGAGCAGUUCUGGGCUUGUCUUCAGCAUUUUACUAUUGUAUGAGCACAAGUUGAUAGAGAAAGAGCACAAUGUAGAGAUGGAGUGACAGCUUUUUAGCACUGUGGAAGGGCUGGAACUCAGCAGAAGCUGUGUCAGAAAUUCCUGUAAAAGUUUUUUCAGACACCCUGAAGUAGAUCAAAUGUUCCUCUAAUCACACUCACGGUCAAUACACUCGUUGCCUGCCCCAAAUAAUCCUAUUUCACUGAUUAAGGCACCUGAAUUGUCGUGAUCCCCAGUGACACCAUGCUUCUGUUCUCUGAUGGCCACGUGGGCCACAGUUGAGGUCGUUCCAGUGCUGUUUACACAGCUCAGUGUGUGGGUUCCUUUUGAACUUUGCCCGAAUUCUGAACUUCCCAGAGAAUGUUGACUGUUGGAAUAGCCAUGGAAGCCUUCUAAUGUGUCUAAUUUUAGAUUAAUGAUACCUUAAGUUCCUGUUUGGUAGUUUAAUAACUUCCUUUUAUGAAUGGAUUUUGCACAUGAAGGCUGAGCAGAGCCCAGAUAGGGCUGCAGGUGAUGGUCCCUUCUCCACGGUGGCUCCUGAGCCAUAAGCAGUAGGACAUGACUAGGAGCAAGGGUACUUUGCAUCAGCUCUUUGGUAAUGGGGAAAAAGCACCAUUUAACCUUUUAUUUUAGGUAAUUUAUUUUUUUAAUCAUAGCUAAAAUUUAAACUAUGCACAAGAUCUUAAAAACAUGAAAGUUUUAGGAAGGGGUGUGGCUUUGCUGCUAAGGACGAUAAAGAACUGAAAAUUCUGAUCCUGGAUACUGAGAGAAUAAAGAUUUCAUUGUCAUGGCUAUGUAAGAUUGACUUAAGUUCUCAGAAAUUCAGUCUUUCCUUGGAGAGUAAUUCCCAGGAGCCAGGUAAGGAGAAUGUGUUUUCCCAAACAGAAUUAAUGAAAAUUUUUGUUGAAAAUCCAACAACCUCAGACCCAUGAUUGUCACUUCCCUCAUGCACGGAGUGUUCUGGAGAGCUGGGCAGGAUGAGUGGGUGCCACAGCCAUCGCAGGGGGACAUGCACCAUCCCAGGCUCCGUGGGACAGGGAAUUGCCCCUCAGUGCAGGGAUUUGAAUGUAUCUGAUGUCCUGGCAUUAGACUUUUCUGUUGCCCUACACCGAAUUGCUGCUUUUCUCUGUUUUGAUGCCAUUUUGGUCUCUGGGAGUUGCUCUAUCUGAGCUUAACGAGCACUUACAGCUUUUAAUCUCUUUGUAGAAGUGCUGCUAAUGUUCUUAGAUUAUCUGAAUUCCACACUGUGGUAUAAUAUCUGUUUUAUAUUACUUUAUUCAUGCUUUUGUUUUUUUAUGUACACUGUUCCUUAUUGUUGUUCAGAAAGAAAAAUUAAAGCUCUAUGCUCUAUGGUUAAUGUAUUUUCCAAUCAAUAA